AUGUCCCUUCGAUCGCUGAACACGACAACAGCCCCUGCGGCUAGCCGAGACCGCUCGCAAUCGCUGCUCUCCCCCUCCGAUUACGAUGCCGAUGCGAUUUCAAUUCGGAGCGAACAGGACACCGACAGCGAAGAUGACGAACGCCAGCUCCGUGCGCGUAACAGCCGCGAGCUUCUUGCCCAUGACCGCCUCGUCUUGAUGGAGGAGGAAGAGCUGGAACAGAUGGUGACCGAGACCCGGCGGAAGCAAGAGCUGGAACGCACAGUCUCUAACCUGCCAAUCCCCAAUCCUUUACGAAUGCUUGCGCGCCGCAUGAGCGAUGUUUCGCCGUCACGAUCUAGAAGUUCCUCUAGCGCACCGGGAGCGUCAACGGACGAUCUGGUGGCCGACAAGCGGAAUAAGCGGCGAGCAAGGAGACAGGCCAAGAGAGACAGACUGCUGGCUGAGGCACAGCACGGGGAGGACGGCGAAUUGAUGUACGAGAUGGAGGAAGGGGCCAUGAAAGACGGAAGUUCUACGGGCGACAGCAGCGACCGCGAAGACAGCGACGAUGUCGACCGAAGAGGCCUGCUGCAUUUCGCGGAUGCCAAGGCUAGACGCAAGCGAGACUGGUGCCGAUGGAUACUCAUAUACAGCUUGAUCAUCGUCGCCUUCGCCAUCCUGUUUUUGACGGCGUGGAAGUUGUCACUAACACAGCGGGGGAAUGCCACUUCGAGGCGACCGCUAGUGAGCAAUGGCACUGCCAUGUUUGCACCUACUACCAUCAUCUUCAGUCUGGAUGGCUUCAGGGCCGAUUUUCUCAAUCGAGGACUAACACCAAGACUCAGUUCGUUCAUCAAGGAGGGCGUGUCGCCAUUGUACAUGCUGCCAUCUUUCCCUAGCGUCACAUUUCCUAACCACUAUACGCUUGCAACAGGCCUGUAUCCCGAAGCUCAUGGUGUUGUUGGUAACACCUUUUGGGAUCCCACGCUCCGAGAGGAGUUCUACUACACUGACCCAGCGCGGAGUUUGGAUCCAAAGUGGUGGCGCGGAGAGCCCUUCUGGGUUUCGGCUCAGAAACAGGGACUCAAAACGGCCAUCCACAUGUGGCCAGGGAGCGAGGCCCACGUUUUGGACAUUGAACCUACCUAUAUGGAUAGGUAUAACGGAAAAGAGAAGCUCGGAAACAAAGUUGAUCGAAUUCUAGGCUUUUUGGACAUGCCAGAUGAUCAACGGCCACAAGUUAUCGCGGCAUAUGUACCAAAUGUUGACUCUGACGGUCACAAAUAUGGCCCGAACAGUACUGAGAUCCGAUCUACUAUCGAAAAGGUCGACAUGAUGAUGGACAAGGUCUUUAAGGGACUGGAGGAGCGGCAUUUGACCGACAUUGUCAAUGUUAUUGUGGUCUCGGACCACGGCAUGGCGACCACUGAUAUAUCCCGACUUGUACAACUUGAGGACUUGGUCGACCUCAGUAAGAUCGAGCACACAGACGGCUGGCCGCUGGUGGGACUGAGACCCAAGAACCCCGAUGAGCUUGAGGACAUUUACCGCGACCUGAUUGAGAAAACGAAAACGAACCCGAACCUCGAGGUCUAUCUGCGCGAUGUCAACAUGCCGGAGAGAUAUCAUUUCUCGAAGAAUGAACGGAUUGCUCCUCUUUGGAUCGUACCUAAAGCAGGCUGGGCUUUGGUCAAUAUGAAAGAGAUGAACCUGAAGGAGGCGCAGGCGCAAGGAGCCGUGUACCACCCUCGCGGUCUUCACGGUUAUGAUCAUGAGCAUCCCUUGAUGAGGGCAGUAUUCAUUGCCCGCGGUCCGGCUUUCCCUCAUGAGGCGAACAGCCGGCUUGAAGUUUUCCAAAACAUUGAAGUUUAUAACAUUCUCUGCGACUCUGUCGGCAUCUCCCCGGCGCCUAAUAACGGGACAAUUCGUCUUCCGUUGAAGCCGGUAGGGCUCCAUAAUGACGAACCGGGAGCCGGGAUCGAGAGCCCGGCAGACCCCGUGACAUCUUACACACUAACCUCAUCCGCUGCCCUUCUUGCCACCUCAUCUAUCACCACUCCUACCACGGUGUCUACCACUGAUCCGGCACAGUCGGUUCCUGCUUCCCCUGCUACCUCGGCCAUUACAUCGGCCAAGACCUCCUCAACCACAUCCAGCCCAAAUACCCUUAGCACCAACCAGCCCAACCCGCACCCUACCGACCAACCGCCCGAAGGUGACAAUGGGACAGACGGUGGCAAACCGUCUGAUGACAAUUCCGAUUCGAAGACACCAAAUUUCUGGGACUGGUUCAGCGGGGAAGUGAGUAAGUGGUGGGAGAAGGUAUCGAAUUCGGGCAAGGAUGACAAGUCGGACGGCAACAGCUCAUCAGCGACCUGAUUCGGUUGAUUGUAUUCUCUUGAGAGUUUUUGCGGCAUGCAUUUACGGCGUUGUUGGGAACACGCGAGAUGCUCAAAUACCACGCGUCUCUGUUUAUGAUUCAUGGGUUUUCAAACU
This is a messenger RNA of Neurospora tetrasperma FGSC 2508, 2478 nucleotides long. RefSeq lists its product as uncharacterized. Gene Ontology annotation, biological process: nucleoside triphosphate metabolic process. Bases 1 to 2361 code for a protein of 786 amino acids. The transcript has 2 exons. The record is from RefSeq and is a predicted model, not a curated record. Lineage: Eukaryota; Fungi; Ascomycota; Sordariomycetes; Sordariales; Sordariaceae. Gene Ontology annotation, molecular function: ribonucleoside triphosphate phosphatase activity; nucleoside triphosphate diphosphatase activity.